This is a messenger RNA of Aspergillus luchuensis, 381 nucleotides long. RefSeq names its product protein lcl2 (gene lcl2). The record is from RefSeq and is a predicted model, not a curated record. The transcript has 2 exons. The coding region runs from base 1 to 381 and encodes 126 amino acids. NCBI's taxonomy places the organism in Eukaryota, Fungi, Ascomycota, Eurotiomycetes, Eurotiales, Aspergillaceae.
AUGUUCUCUUGGAUUCGGCUCCUCGGAGCCCUUCUUCUACUUGCCUCUGUGGCUCAAGCGCAGUUCCAGUUCUUCGAGCAUAUGUUUGGAGGUGGCGGCGGCGGUGGUGGUGGUCACCAGGGUCGUCAGCAGGCGGCGCAGAAUGUUCCGAGUGAUAGCUCGCGGUAUCAGAAUCAGUGGGAUUCAGCCCAUUGCGAUAAAUACCUCUGUCCUGGUACCCUCGCAUGCGUUCAUUUCCCGCACCAUUGCCCGUGUCCGCACCCCGAUGUCGAAGAGAAGGUUGAACUUGGCGAAGGAAGUGCCGUGUGUGUGUCGAAGGGAGGAUACAAGGCAGGUGAGGCGGCGCGGAAGAUUGAGUUGGCGCGCAAGGGUCUUUUGUGA